This is a messenger RNA of Symbiodinium sp. CCMP2592, 687 nucleotides long. The record is from the annotation of a GenBank genome assembly. Lineage: Eukaryota; Dinophyceae; Suessiales; Symbiodiniaceae.
AUGCAUCAGCGAAAGCUUUGCCGUGGGCCCCAGGUCCUGGCCGACUCGGCGGCGGCGCGGGCGGCGGCUGCGGCGGAGGCCGCCUUGGAUGUGCCGGCGCUGCAAGCGGAGAUUUCGGAGAAAGCUCAGGAGGCGUUGCGACGCGGCCACCGCUGCGAUGCAUCCGUCUUUGAUGGUGAGGUGCUGUGCAUCAGUCUUCCCUCAUGCAAAUCGCGGCGGCGACACACAGAGAAGGAGCUGACAUGUUGGGGUUUCCCCUUGCCUCGCUUUGUGGAAGCUCUCGGCCCGAAUGAUGAGGAAGUGCUGCGGUGGUUCAACUCGCCGAGAGUUGCAAAGUUUCCACCGUGCUUCCGUUGUGGCUUGGUCACUGACUGCUGCUGCGCGAACAAUGAUAUGCUGUUGGAGCAGGUAGCGAACUGGCUGUCCUUCCGGAAGGCCUGGACAGAGAUCGCCAACUCUACAAAGGAGUGGCAUUUGCUCGUGGAGGAUGAUGUCAAAUUCACGCACAAAGCGGCGGAAUGUUGGAACGAACUGGUCACGCUCCUCGGUGACAGCAAGGGGGUUUCACUGGCACUUCAUGGGCUUCAUAUGACUGCUGUGGGCAUCCAGCAUGUGCCUGAACUGAGAAAUCCCGUAGCGUGUCAACUUGCGGAUCUGAUGUUGGAAACCUUUGACGAGAACGUGUGA